This is a messenger RNA of Camellia sinensis, 1983 nucleotides long. Lineage: Eukaryota; Viridiplantae; Streptophyta; Magnoliopsida; Ericales; Theaceae. The record is from RefSeq and is a predicted model, not a curated record.
ACAGUGCCCCACAACACCAAACAACUAGCAGUUAUAUUCAAGCAUAAGGAAGACAGCCCACUACCUGUCGGCAACCACCAGCAGCAGCAGAAGGUGUUUAGAGAGAGAAAUAGAGAGUUCUAGAGAGAGAGUGUACUGUUUUGCUUCCUGUUCUGUUCCACAGAGGAGAGAGAGAGAGAGAGAGUCAAAAAAAGAGGAGUGUAGAGAGAGAAAGAGACAGUGUGGGGAGUAAUUUGAGUAGUGGGAUUCAAUGUUGGUCCAAGAUCGUUCAACCCCAAAAUCCCCCAAAACCCAGAACAGAGCACUGCCAACUCUCCAUCCAAAUCGUCGCUUUUCUGAGUCGAAAAGCCUCGAUUUCUCGACAUGGGUCUCUGAGAAUCUCUACAAAAUCGUCGCAAUUGGCCUCCUCAUCGCCACCGUCGCCGCCCUCUUCUUCCUCCGCAACGUCGGCGACACUGCCGCACUCCUCUGCUUCGAAUCCCAGGCCCAACAGCUCGACAAGAUCCAUUUCCCCCAAAUCAAUUGGAAUUCGAUCGAACCCAUUCUCGAUCAAUCGACCCCUUACUCGAAUUUUCGAUCCGACCGGUGGAUCGUGGUGUCCGUAUCCAAUUACCCGACCGAUUCGCUUCGAAAUCUCGCGAAGAUCAAAGGCUGGCAAGUGCUUGCGAUUGGGAAUUCCAAAACGCCCGGAGAUUGGAAUCUCAAAGGUACUAUAUUUCUUUCUUUGGAACAGCAAGCUCUAUUAGGGUUUAGGGUUGUUGAUUACUUGCCUUAUGAUUCGUAUGUUAGAAAAACUGUUGGGUAUUUGUUUGCAAUCCAACACGGUGCUAAGAAAAUCUUCGAUGCCGAUGAUCGUGGUGAUGUGAUAGACAAUGAUAUUGGUAAACAUUUUGAUGUAGAAUUGAUUGGUGAGGAUGCUAGGCAAGAUGUUAUUUUGCAAUACAGUCAUGAAAACCCUAAUCGGACCAUUGUGAACCCGUAUAUUCAUUUCGGGCAACGGUCCGUUUGGCCUAGGGGAUUGCCAUUGGAAAAUGUUGGGGAAAUAGGGCAUGAGGAAUAUUACACUGAGGUGUUUGGUGGGAAGCAGUUUAUACAACAGGGAAUUUCGAAUGGGCUUCCUGAUGUUGAUUCCGUGUUUUAUUUUACACGAAAAUCGGGUUUGGAAGCAUUGGAUAUUAGGUUUGAUGAGCAUGCCCCAAAAGUGGCAUUACCACAAGGUACAAUGGUGCCGGUUAAUUCUUUCAAUACAAUUUAUCACUCAUCUGCAUUUUGGGGUCUGAUGCUACCAGUUUCUGUCAGUACCAUGGCUUCAGAUGUAUUGAGGGGUUAUUGGGCACAAAGACUUUUGUGGGAAAUUGGUGGCUAUGUUGUUGUUUAUCCUCCUACAGUUCACCGCUAUGAUAGAAUUGAAGCAUACCCAUUUUCCGAAGAGAAAGAUCUUCACGUGAAUGUAGGUCGUCUGAUUAAUUUCUUGGUUUCGUGGAGAUCAGGAAAGCAUAGAUUAUUUGAAAAGAUUUUGGAAUUAAGUUAUGCUAUGGCAGAGGAGGGGUUCUGGACUGAGAGAGAUGUGAAGUUUACUGCUGCUUGGCUGCAGGACUUGCUUGCUGUUAGGUAUCAGCAGCCUAGGCUAAUGUCACUUGAAUUGGACCGGCCACGGGCUAAUAUUGGUCAUGGGGAUAGGAAAGGUUUCAUACCUCAAAAAUUGCCUUCAGUGCAUCUUGGGGUUGAGGAAAUUGGUACCGUGAAUUAUGAGAUUGGAAAUUUGAUCCGGUGGAGGAAGAAUUUUGGGAACGUUGUGCUUAUAUUGUUCUGCAGUGGACCUGUUGAACGUACUGCUUUGGAAUGGAGAUUGCUUUAUGGCAGGAUAUUCAAGACGGUGGUGAUUUUGGCAGAGCAGAAAAAUGCUGAUCUUGUUGUUGAAGAAGGCCACUUGGACCAUCUAUACAAGUAAGUCAUUGCUAUUUUAUUCCUUCUGCUUGGUUG